CGACGUUGACAGGGUAUUCAGUUAUACUUAUAGUUGACAUAGUAAAUGAUAACCCGGUAAUCCAGCAAACGAUGUCGCAAGCGGAGUAUUUGCCAAUUCCAGAUUUCUUUUUUAAGAUGGAUUACAAGUUCGAGCUUUUCUGUUCGGCGUUGCUCGUUGAUUACACAACGUCUUAUGAUUGUAUGAGCGCAAUCAAACAAUACCCUUCUGACCAAUAUUACUAUGCGGUCUUUAAAACUAACGGUAGUUUUAAGGCAAAUCUACCAGAUGGUCCACAAAACGGGAUUCUUGUUCUGAGUUUUUAUAUUAUAGUCACCGACUCCAAUUUUAAUUCCUCUAGUCCGGGAAAUUUGGUUAUUCUAACUGCUGAUGCGGAAAAUUCAAAUAUCGAUAUACUCAAAAAUCACGAUUACAAUUAUUUGCAGUCGAUUUAUGGGAUAAAUCUUUAUGGUCUUAGUUAUUCAAUGUUUGGAUACACAAGAUCAAUUAAGGAAGUCAUCAAGAAAACUGCAUGGACAGAUUUCGGAAUCCCGCCAAAGCAUAGUAGAGAACCUUACAUUAUUACCGAUAUAACAACUUCACCGCUUUCUAAAUUUAUUGAUGUUGAUCCAACUGUAAAUGUAUAUGGUGUGGUCGCUGUGCGUCCUAAACAUUUUUUUGUUACGGUCGAGACCGAACAAAGGUCAAAAACAUUUAUAAGUUCGCUCGCUUUGCUUGGUGGCGCAUGGAGUCUUGCCGCUGGAGUAUAUACACUAUGCUUUGGGACUGACGCACAAAAACCCUGGGGUUGGGCACAAUCAUGGUGUUGCUUUUUCGCACCAAAGGCAAAAUCCCAUUUCCGCCAAACGUUUUCCGUGUUACCAUUAAUUGAUCGUACAUCUGAUCCGGAAAGCAA
Molecule: messenger RNA, 895 nt
Organism: Ambispora gerdemannii
Lineage: Eukaryota; Fungi; Glomeromycota; Glomeromycetes; Archaeosporales; Ambisporaceae
Source: the annotation of a GenBank genome assembly